AUGGGUUCCACAGAAGAAGAAAAAAUGACUACAACAAAUAAACCAGUUAUUAAUUCACAAUCACAACAAGCUGAUAAUUCAGAAGUAAUACGAAGACAUAUUCACAGUUUAGGCGAAAAAGAUUCACCUGAUAUGAAAACAUGGUUAUCCACCUUAAACAAACUUUAUGAUGAUUGGAAUUAUUCAUCAUCACAACGAUGA
This is a messenger RNA of Rotaria sp. Silwood2, 201 nucleotides long. The record is from the annotation of a GenBank genome assembly. NCBI's taxonomy places the organism in Eukaryota, Metazoa, Rotifera, Eurotatoria, Philodinida, Philodinidae.